AUGAAGCCUGACCCCAACCUGAUCUGGAUCAUAACUGCGAUGCUUCUUGUCCAGCUGAUUUCACUUUACCUAGUGAAAGACUUGGAUUGGAAAUGGGUCAUAUUUUGGUCCUAUGUUUUUGGCAGCUGCCUUAACCACUCAAUGACUCUGGCUAUCCAUGAGAUUUUCCACAAUUUCCCCUUUGGCCACCACAAGGCAGUAUGGAACCGCUGGUUUGGAAUAUUUGCUAACCUCCCUAUUGGAGUUCCAUAUUCAGUUUCCUUUAAGAGAUACCACAUGGACCAUCAUCGAUACCUCGGAGCUGAUGGCAUUGAUGUGGCUAUUCCUGCCGAUUUUGAGGGCUGGUUCUUCUGCACCACCUUCAGGAAGCUUGUCUGGGUUAUCCUUCAGCCUCUCUUUUAUGCUUUUAGACCCCUGUUCAUCAAUCCCAAACCAAUUACUUAUCUGGAAAUCAUCAAUACCGUGACCCAGAUCAUUUUUGACAUUAUAGUUUACUAUGUUUUUGGAAUUAAAUCUCUAGUCUACAUGUUGGCAGCCUCCCUGCUUGGCCUAGGUUUGCACCCAAUUUCUGGGCAUUUUAUAGCCGAACAUUACAUGUUCUUAAAGGGACACGAAACUUACUCAUAUUAUGGGCCUCCGAAUCUGCUGACCUUCAAUGUGGGCUAUCAUAAUGAACGCCAUGACUUCCCCAACGUUCCUGGAAAAAAACCUGCCCCUGUGAGGAAAAUAGCAGCUGAAUGCUACGAUAAACUCCCCCAGUACAACUCCUGGAUCAAAGUGCUGUAUGAUUUUGUGAUGGAUGACACAAUAAGUCCCUACUCACGGAUGAAGAGGCCUCCAAAAGGGAGUGAGAAUCUGGACUAAAUAUCACAGCCAAAG
Messenger RNA from Alexandromys fortis (reed vole), 879 nucleotides. Its product is annotated as sphingolipid delta(4)-desaturase DES1-like. NCBI's taxonomy places the organism in Eukaryota, Metazoa, Chordata, Mammalia, Rodentia, Cricetidae. Gene Ontology annotation, molecular function: sphingolipid delta-4 desaturase activity. Gene Ontology annotation, cellular component: membrane. The transcript has 2 exons. The record is from RefSeq and is a predicted model, not a curated record. Gene Ontology annotation, biological process: ceramide biosynthetic process. The coding region runs from base 1 to 864 and encodes 287 amino acids.